This is a messenger RNA of Harmonia axyridis, 3569 nucleotides long. RefSeq names its product lethal(3)malignant brain tumor-like protein 3 (gene l(3)mbt). Gene Ontology annotation, cellular component: nucleus. NCBI's taxonomy places the organism in Eukaryota, Metazoa, Arthropoda, Insecta, Coleoptera, Coccinellidae. The record is from RefSeq and is a predicted model, not a curated record. Gene Ontology annotation, molecular function: zinc ion binding; protein binding. The coding region runs from base 116 to 3469 and encodes 1117 amino acids. The transcript has 7 exons. Gene Ontology annotation, biological process: regulation of DNA-templated transcription.
CUAUCACAGAUUACUAGUCUGUGGUUCUAUAUUUGAUUUUCUGUGGUUUUCGGACUAUCGGAAAUUCGUAAGGAAAUUGAUAUACUUGGUGUAUAUAUUUUCCAUUUUUAAAAAAAUGAUUUCAUCUCCAACUGCAUCUUGCUCAAUUGAUAGGAAUAGUGAUUUGGAGUUAUCAAAUGUCGCUUCAAAAUUUUCAAUCCAGAGUGAGGAUGCCAGAAUAGAAUCUUCUGUAGAUAUGAGUAAUCCAAGAUUUCAAACCCAACUUUCAAAUACCCCUUUUCUUUAUGUCCAUAAUUCAUCUAAUUCCCUUUAUGUCAAUCCAAACUCCCCUAAUACAUUCCUAAAAACGGCGCCCUCCGUUCCUAUGGCUAAGUCUACGACAAUACCUCAUAAGCCUAUUUCUGGCCUGUCUCUUCCAUCUAACCAGAGUUUAUUAUUACCUAACAAAAACAGUUCAUUGAAGCCACAACAAAUUGUUAUACAGAAAGGAGGAACUUUCGUGAUCAAACCAGUUGGUAAUUUAGGAAAUUAUGGGGAAAAUGUUCAUGGAAAUAAAAUACAUAUUACAUCAACAACAACAUCUUAUGUUAAAAAACCUGCUGCUCCAAAAUUUGUUUUAACAUCUCUUCCAAAACAAACAGGAUCUUCUGCAGCCAACCCAGUUCGGUCCAAUUUGGCAAUGUUGCCUCUAACGGUACCUUCUAAUACUACAGAGCAAUCUUCAAACUCUUUUAAAAUCAUGAACACCCCAUUACUGAGUAUUCAAAUUUCAGAUACUCAAGUACCAAGUUCCAAUUCGCCUAUAAGUUUGACAUGCGAUUCAAACAGUUGUAGCUCUGAUAAUUCUGAAAAUAAAUUGAUUUGUUCAGAAAUAAUCGAUCUAGAUAGUCCAGUAAAAGAGGAGUUAUCUCCAAGUAGUGAUAUUAUACAAAACAAUUCAUCUGAUAUGCUAGAUAAACCAGUGAAGAAACCAAAAGAAUUGAAAUUUUCUACACAUGGUGUUUCAAUAUUGAAGAAAAGCAUAACAUUUGGCAAGGACAAAUGUAAUAUGAACGCAAAACCUUUGAUAUUUUCUGAUUCGGUUUCAGCUUUAACUAUAAGUAAGGAUGCAGAUGAUUCAAUUAUAAAUACAGAAGAUGAUAAAAAAAUUAGUGUUUCAUUAGAGCCAAAGGUACCACCUGUUGUAACUCAGAAGUCGGGAAGAAGAAAGUCAAGUUUCUGUUUCCGUAAGGAUUUUGAUGAUUCAAUUCAGUUCUUUGAUGAUGCUGUUGAUUUACAGAGAUCACUAGAAGUUAAUGGUAUUUCUUUGACAAGAGAAGUAGGGAAUGAGACAAUUUCUAGUGAUAAAAAUGAGGAAAAUGAUAUAGAAAUAAAUCUAAUCCAAACAGAGAGAGCUGGACCAAGUUCUGUAUCUAGUGAAAACUUUGAUAACAUGAUUAAAUGGGAAAAUGGUAUCGGAAAAUUGCCAGGGACUGAUUUGAAAUUCAAAUUGAAUGAAUUUGAUAUGAUAGAGGUCCUUACAAACUCUGACCAUGAGGAUGUUGCUAGAAAAUCUGCUAAGCCUAAGGAUACAGUUAAGGAGGAAGAUAUAAGAUGCAUUCAGUGUGGUUGUUAUGGACUGCUUUCUGACUUUUAUAGUUCAAAAUAUUGCAGUUUUUCGUGUAAGGAAAAAAGGAAAGAAUUGAUAAAAGAAAAGGAAUUGAAACAUAAAAAGAGGAAGAAAAUGAAAAAACGGGAAACAGAAGAGAAUAAAAAUGAAAAUGAGGAAUCAGAAUCGUCUAUAGAAAAUUCUUUUAACAGUAGACUUCCAGAUUUCUGGAGAUGUAAAAAUAAAGAAUUCUCUUGGGCCAAAUACCUGGAAUACACUAAAUCUCAGGCUGCUCCUGUUAAACUUUUUGCAGAUCCUUUUCCUUAUUCCCGUAACAAAUUCAAAACAGGAAUGUUGCUUGAAGGUAUUGAUCCCCAUCAUCCUUCCCAUUUUUGCCUCCUUUCAGUAGUGGAUGUGCAGGGAUACAGAAUGCGACUCCAUUUUGAAGGUUUCUCUAAAGAUUAUGAUUUUUGGGUUAAUGCUGAUAGUAACGAUAUAUUUCCCCUGGGCUGGUGUGAAAAAAAUGGACGCUAUCUUAAUCCACCUCCUGAGUAUGCAGAUAAAGAGUUCAAUUGGAUGCAAUAUGUAAAAGAAACCAAAUCGAUAGCAGCACCAAAAAGCGCAUUUCCAGAUCGCAGUCGCAAUGUCAUUUGUCCUAUUGGGUUUAGAGCUGGAAUGAAGUUAGAAGCUGUGGAUAUGAAGAACAAUACGGCAAUGGUUUGUGUUGCUACUGUGAGGGACGUACUCGAAAACAGGAUUUUAGUUCAUUUUGAUAGCUGGGAUGACAUAUAUGAUUACUGGGCAGAUCCAUCAUCUCCUUAUAUACAUCCAAUUGGUUGGUGUGAUAAAUUUGGUCACUCUCUAACACCUCCUAAUGACUAUCCAAAUCCAGAAGACUUUGGUUGGGACGCAUAUCUAAAACAAACUAACUCAUCACCAGCUCCAGUGAGGGCUUUCAAGCAGAAAGCUGCUUCUGGGUUCAAGAAAGGAAUGAAAUUGGAAUGCGUAGAUAAAAGGAUACCACAGUUUAUCCGAGUAGCUAGUGUGGUAAAUGUUAGAGAUCAUCAGAUAAGAAUACAGUUUGAUGGUUGGCCAGACAAAUAUUCUUAUUGGAUUGAAGACGAUUCACCUGAUAUUCAUCCUGCUACUUGGUGUCAAAAAACAGGACAUCCUUUAGAACCUCCUUUGACCCCAGAUGACUUCUAUGAAUUCCUGGAUUGUCCUACAAUUGGUUGCAAAGGAAUAGGGCACGCAUCAGGACCAAAACAUUCUACUCAUUCUUCAACAGAAGAUUGUCCCCUUUCCGAUCAGAAUUUGUUCACUGAAAAGAAAUUGCCGGAUAGAUUGUUGAGCCCAGGAAGGUCAGUUGAAUCUGUGGUACCAAAAUCUAGGGAACCUAAAGAGAAAGUGAAAACCAAAGUUGGUAGACCUCCAAAAAGGUCGUAUAAUGUCACUAAUGAAACAGAACACGGACCAAACAAUGAAUAUGGGGAGCCAAAUAAUAAGAAGAUUUGUUUAAUGAAUACUGUAGAUAGUUCCAUAGAAGGUAGGAUAAUGAAUUAUAUCCAAGAUAUGUCCGUACUUAAAACAGAAAAAGAAUGCCAAGCCCUACAUUCCAAGUUUCUGUCGAUAUAUACAGACACUGAUACCGAUCCACUCACUUGGUCUAUAUCAGAGGUUGCAAGUUUCAUACAGUCUUUACCGACAGGAAGCGAUUACUCUGAAGUAUUCGAAAAGCACAUGAUUGAUGGAGAAGCUUUGUUACUGAUUACCCAAAAUGAUAUCAUGGAUGUUUUAAAUAUAAAGCUUGGACCUGCUAUCAAACUUUAUAAUAGUAUUAUAUUAUUGCGAGAAAAAUCAAAUGAAAUAUUCAAAGAGUAAAUAUAUGGAUAUGAAUUUUGUAAAUAAAUGUAAAUGACUGGGGACAUAUUUAUUGUAUUAUAUAGUUUGUUUUGAAAAUAAAUUUUUUUUAUUGUUUCCA